GUGCAUCCGAGCGAACGUAAACAAACGCCAGCGCGAUUACAUAAGCUAGGAAUCAAGUCGGGGUGCAAAAAUGUGGUCGUCAUGACGACGCCGAAAACCUCCUUCGCGCUGGGCAGAAAUUACCGCAAAAUGAUCAAAGAACGAAAGAAAUGUGCGAGUAACACGUUGUUCACAACACGCCAAGUGCUACAGCUACGUGCGGCCUGUUAGAGAGCAGAGAAAAAAAUUCAAAUGCGCGAUGGUGCAGAUAUGUUGAGCCUGCGAGCGAAAAAGAGGCCGCGGAAGACUUUCGGUGCGUGCACGUGGUGCUCCCUUGUACAUAUUCGUGCAGGCGUACUUCCUGUGGGUGCUGUUUUAACAUUCGGGGCAACACGGGAAGAAGCGCAAAGGCACCACGAUGCCGGGUGGACGCAGGGGGUUGGUCGCCCCGCAGAACACAUUCCUGGAGAAUAUCAUUAGAAGAUCCAAUUCACAGCCGGAUAGCAGUUUCCUGCUGGCGAACGCGAUCGCCGAAUUUCCGAUCGUGCACGUAAACAGGCGUCUGGCAAGCAUCUCCGGCUGCCAACCGCGCCGGAGGUGAUGCAGAAGUCCCGUUGCUGCAGCGUUCAUGUCUGGCGAGUCAAAUGACAAGGAGACGAUCAAUCGCGUCGAUCACGUGCUCGAGCAUCAGCUGCACGACCAGUUCGAGAUACUGCUCUACAAGAAAAACAAAACACCGCUAUGGCUGCUGCUGCAAAUUUCGCCGAUCAAGAACGAGCGCGACCUGGUCGUCCUCUUCCUGCUCACAUUUCGGGACAUCACUGCGCUCAAGCAGCCCAUCGAGACCGACGAUACCAAAGGAGGCCUUUCAAAAUUUGCAAAACUGGCACGAUCGGUGACGAGAAGUCGAUCGGUGCUCGUCUCGCAUCUGCCGAAUUUGAAAGAUACAACGAAACAAUCUCAUCUGGCGCAGAUGAUGAGUUUGAGCGCGGAUAUAAUGCCUCAGUACAGACAGGAGGCGCCAAAGACACCGCCGCAUAUCCUGCUGCACUAUUGCGCAUUCAAAGCCAUCUGGGACUGGAUCAUUCUAUGUCUCACUUUCUACACCGCCAUCAUGGUGCCGUACAAUGUCGCCUUCAAAAACAAGACCUCCGAGGACGUCUCCCUGCUCGUGGUCGACUCGAUCGUCGACGUCAUCUUCUUCAUCGACAUCGUGCUCAACUUUCACACGACCUUCGUGGGUCCCGGCGGCGAGGUGGUCUCCGACCCGAAAGUGAUACGAAUGAGUCCGAAUCCUAGCUCCACCAACCAACCAACCCAACCCCAACCUUUUGAUCACGAUGAGGGACAAGGUAUUGGAAGUCUCUUCAGUGCACUUAAAGUGGUCCGAUUGUUACGACUAGGAAGAGUUGUCAGAAAACCGGACAGAUAUCUAGAAUACGGAGCUGCUAUGUUGAUCCUCCUGCUAUGUUUCUAUAUGCUUGUAGCGCAUUGGUUGGCGUGUAUCUGGUACUCCAUCGGGAGAUCAGACGCAGAUAAUGGGGUUCAAUAUAGUUGGUUAUGGAAGUUGGCGAAUAUCACACAGAAUCCAUACUCGUACGUGUGGCCCAACGAUUCGGGCACGCCGGAAUUGAUCAACGGCCCGUCCAGGAAGACCAUGUACGUUACAGCGCUCUACUUUACCAUGACGUGCAUGACCAGUGUGGGUUUCGGUAAUGUCGCUGCCGAAACAGACAACGAGAGGAUCUUUACUAUCGCUGUAAUUUUCAUUCCAGCCUUACUCUACGCUACGAUUUUUGGUCACGUGACAACGAUAAUCCAACAAAUGACCAGCGCGACAGCGAAAUAUCACGACAUGCUGAACAAUGUGCGGGAAUUUAUGAAACUGCACGAGGUGCCCAAGGCCCUCUCGGAACGUGUCAUGGAUUACGUCGUCUCGACGUGGGCGAUGACAAAAGGUCUCGACCAAGAUAAGGUGCUUAAUUUCUGCCCCAAGGACAUGAAAGCUGACAUCUGCGUGCAUUUGAAUCGCAAAGUCUUCAAUGAACAUCCCGCUUUUCGGUUAGCCCCGGAUGGUUGUCUGCGGGCGCUUGCCAUGCACUUUACAAUGUCACAUUCAGCACCUGGUGAUUUGCUCUACCAUACAGGGGAAUCUAUAGACUCCUUGUGUUUCAUAGUAACAGGGUCACUAGAGGUGAUUCAGGAUGAUGAGGUGGUAGCUAUUUUAGGUAAGGGUGAUGUUUUCGGUGAUUCCUUCUGGAAGGAUAACGCUGUGGGACAAUCGGCGGCGAAUGUUCGUGCGUUGACCUACUGUGACCUGCACACGAUCAAACGAGAUAAACUCCUCGAGGUGUUGACUCUUUUUCCCAAUAGUUUCGUACGGAACCCCAGAACCAACCUAUAACCACGCCAUAGACCUAUAUUCAGAAAGUUGCGGGAUGUAAGUGGAAAGGAACUCGCAGAACGAAGGAAAAAAUCAGAACCACAAUUGGAUCAGAACCAAGAUCACUUAGUGUGAGGAAUUUACACCCACCCCAGCAACGUCAAGUUGGAUGUUGAGAAGGGUGACCAGAAUGAUGAGACCAAAGCAUUGGUCAGGGUAGUAUCCACGACCAAGUUGUCUUCGGUGGCUGAGAAGGAUGAUAACAAUGCUGUUACUACCAAAGUCACAAGACCAGCUGCAGGACCUCCGAGAGCUAGUAAAUGGGGAAGGUUAUUAGGGUCAUAGACCUCCAGUGAAGCACAACAACCACAAACAGCGUUUCAACGUAGUCUCAGCGCAAAGGAGACUGCAAAGGAACGUCCAAGUUCAUCAAGCUCGUCAUCAUCAGGACUUCAAGGUGGGAGCGGGAAUAAAAUAUUCCCUAAACUACAAAAGGUGUCCGCUCAGGGUUCCCCAACAACCGUAACCAGGCAGGAUACAAUUGAGGAAAUCGUCGAAUUUGAAACCCCAAAGAAAUCAUUACAAUUGAGAAAAAUGCAAAGUUACGAUUGCGGGUUACGGGACCCAAGUUCAAUCCAACUCUAUCAACAAGGACUCUCAUCACCCGCGGAGUACAAAGAACUCCUGACCAACCUCAUGGACUUCAAAGUGGACGUAAAACUGGAAAUCCAAGGCUUGAAACAGAAGAUGUCACGCAUGGAAGAACUGCUAACGGAUCUGGUUGCAAAGUUAGACAACCAACAGAACCAGAAUACAACGCAUCAACAACAACAACUCCAGCAACAGCAACAAAUGGAUCAAUCAUCGUCUUCCAAGGAAUCACCACCUGGUCAAAGCUCCCAACCACAAUCAAGUCCACCGGAAAGACCCACAGAUCUCAUAGCAACCAUCAAAUCCGACGGCAAUGGUCUGGGAUCCAUGAUUUUAAAGAAGCGCAAGUCCAAGAUGCGAACGAAAGGAGCCGCCCCGCAAAUACCCGGAAAAGUUCAGAGUCCCGACAGUUCAUCAGCGACAUCAUCUCCAGUGGAGAAGGAUGACACUGUCCAUCAAGCAACCACGAGCAGUGGCAGUCCCACGCAAGCGCAGACACCGUCCUCAUCGAUUAGGCCUAACACGAGCAGCAGCGAGUUUCUUUAGUAUUAGCUUUCGCUUCGACAUUAACAUUCAACAUAACCUAAAAUAAUUAGCGAAACAUAUUUCUAAUGCCUGCCAAUGUGUGAAUAUAAGUUUUUUUCUGUUUUUCGCAAAACACUCUGUACAAAAACGGCCACCACGGAACAGCGAUUUGAAUUUGUAGUCGUAUCACUCUAGGGCCUCUAGUAGUCAAACUACGAAUAAUCAAUUAUUAAUUAAUAACUAAGUAAGGAACUACAAUGAGACUAGAGAAUUUUUAACUAUAAACCCAACGCAACUAAUCGCUAAGAAAAUUGUAUAUAUUACAAGUAAUAAACUCAAAAGCAUCGUAGAAUUUAAAUCACUUGAGGUGUGACCGAUGAGAGAAGCGGUUUGUAAACACUAGUUUUGUAUAUCAUGUACGAGCUUUAUUGAGCUUGAAUGUGCUUCAAACCAAAAGACGAACAAAAAUUCUACAGCGCGGCCAUUAAAUUAAUGGCCAACUUAUGAACAGCCGCUUCCUAAGAAUAAGAACAAAACAACUCAACUCAACACUUGACGGAUAAAGAAAAAUGAGAAAUAAAAGUGAUUGCAGCGCGAAAACAAUUAAGAACAAUUAAAAUGCCUUGAAAUCUGUGCUAUACUCGUAUUAUUACAUACAUAUUACAUAUGCAACACACAAUACACACGACAUGACAUAACCUAACAUAACUACUACUAUACUUAUGAUUGAAUUGCUUGCAAUGCAAUAAAGAAUUGUAGACUGUGUGUUGCACUGUCUAAGUUCCUCACUCAUUCAUUUUAACGACCAAAACGAAUCAAAAAAAGAAGCUUUCAAUAUUUCAAUAUUCGCGAUUGAUUUUCAACUUUGAAAUAAAAGCAUAUAAGCAAACACGAAAGCAAUAAAUAACUACUUAGCAUGAAUUUGCGUUCUUUUGAUAAUAAUCUCAUCUUUUAUGAUAUUAUGAUAAAAAUAGCUCUUAACUAAUGUACAUAAAUAGAAUAUUUAUAACUAAUUAUAUUAAUUAAGUGCGCGCCGGUAAAAUAAUUGCCUUAAAAACGAAUCUUUCAAUUCUGUCACCACAAUAUCUCGCCUUCGAACUUUUCACCACCUCACAUCAUGAUUAUUAUAACGCUUUUAACUCUAAUAUCUCAGUUUGUAGAAAAACACAACGAAAAUCAAAAAAACUCACAAAACACUUUUAGAAAGGUGAAACGCGAUGAUUUAUUACGAGAUAUUUACAUGACGUGUCGCGAACAUGAAAAUUAUAUAUAUAUACAUAUACAUACAAUAGCAACUAUGAAGUAAAUAUGUAUUAUAUAAAGAUAAAUUGCACAUACUUAUUAUAUUGAAUAUGAGAUAUAUAUGAGAAGAUAAAAUUUGAAAGUGCAAGAAUUUCACGAUGACGAUGACGAUGAUAAAACGCCUAAUUAGAAACGAACAUUGAUUUGUAUUUGAAUUUUACGUCAUUUGCGACUAUGUACUUUGAAUUUUUAAUCUUUACUCCCUUACUUUACGCUCUAGCUUUCGAAUAUCCAGAGGAUAAAACAUAAUUAUUGAUAUGAAUAUAUUUAAACUUGUUAACCGGUUAUCAGGGAAUGUGCGAGCGUGUGUGCGAUCAACCAAAGUGAGAGAUUCAGUUGUUUACCUUGUUAUUUCGAUUGUUACACUUGUAAAUCGUCCUACGAAAUGUUAUUAUUUCUAUAAGUUGAAAUUAAACUACGUUAUUAUACAUAGAAAAAUGAACAAAUAUAUAAAAAUACAAAAAAUACAUGACUUGAAA
This is a messenger RNA of Dalotia coriaria, 5319 nucleotides long. RefSeq names its product potassium voltage-gated channel protein eag. Lineage: Eukaryota; Metazoa; Arthropoda; Insecta; Coleoptera; Staphylinidae. The record is from RefSeq and is a predicted model, not a curated record. Gene Ontology annotation, molecular function: voltage-gated potassium channel activity. Gene Ontology annotation, cellular component: plasma membrane. Gene Ontology annotation, biological process: regulation of membrane potential; potassium ion transmembrane transport.